Desarmillaria tabescens is the source of this 1640-nucleotide messenger RNA. RefSeq lists its product as uncharacterized. Gene Ontology annotation, biological process: molybdate ion transport. Gene Ontology annotation, cellular component: membrane. The coding region runs from base 1 to 1419 and encodes 472 amino acids. Gene Ontology annotation, molecular function: molybdate ion transmembrane transporter activity. The transcript has 5 exons. NCBI's taxonomy places the organism in Eukaryota, Fungi, Basidiomycota, Agaricomycetes, Agaricales, Physalacriaceae. The record is from RefSeq and is a predicted model, not a curated record.
AUGUCCGGGUUCUAUGAGCAACAGCUAGUCGUUCUAACUGGCUUUUGUCUGCUUUCGCUCCUCAUUGACCGCCAUGUGUCGCGGCGGAAAACAAGCAAGCAGUCAAUGGCCGCGGAUGAUUCUCUUGAGCAGGGUAUGCCAACUAAUAGUGAGUCAAAAUCCCUCGCGACUUUGACCAAGCAGUAUCUGGUGGUCUACGGGGUUGUGAUGGGAGCGGAUUGGCUCCAAGGACCAUACGUGUACUCAUUGUAUCGAGAGCAAUACGGUUUCCCUGAGCGGAUAGUUGCCAUUCUCUUCGUGACAGGUUUCAUUUCGGCCGGCCUGGCAGCGCCUUUCGUCGGUGUUUAUGCUGACCAACACGGGCGGAAGAGAAUAUGCCUCUUAUUUUGCAUCACCUACGCGCUGUCUUGCGUGUUUAUUCUUGUGCCAUGGCUGCCGAUUCUCCUGUUCGGUCGUAUUCUCGGUGGGAUAUCGACAUCUAUCCUGUUUUCUGUGUUUGAGUCCUGGUUGGUGUCUGCCUCCACGUCUCUCAUGCUCCCCCAGUCGGGCAUAUCUGUCAUCAUGGGCCGAGCAACCUUACUGAAUGGUUUUGUCGCCACGGGGGCGGGAGUUGUCAGUAACGAGAUCGUUUCCAUUUCCAGCUCUUUCGCGUCUCCAUUUAUAGCAAGUGGGGCUUUGCUGAUGCUUGCAUGGGGUCUCAUGCGAGUAUCGUGGAUAGAGAAUUAUGGUGGUGGAGGCGGCACAACAGAUGAUGGCUGGGAUAUCUUUCAAACCACGCGGUUGAGAGAAGCGUGGAGCAUUGUUCAACAUGACUCGCUACUUCUCACCCUCGGCCUGACCCAAACAUGCUUUGAGGGUUCUAUGUAUUUGUUCGUCUUUCUCUGGGUGCCCUCGUUACAGGAAGCCUCCACAUCACCCGAAAUUCUUCCCUUGGGCUACAUAUUUUCGUCCUUCAUGUUGUCAAUGAUGCUUGGGUCCUUGUUAUACACGGCCAUCGUCUCUCAUUCUCCCCCACCCUCCCCCACUGUAGGAUCGGUAGACUCUCCAUUGACAACACAUGCUAAGCUCAGCAGUAUGGUUAGCGCUGUCAGUGCACUAGCAUUGGCGGUUAGCGUUUCUUUCCAGGACGAGAAAAUUCGCUUCUGGGCGUUCUGCACGUUCGAGGCCUGCGUCGGCAUGUAUUAUCCUGUGCAAGGAACGCUUCGGGGGUCUCUCAUCACGAAUGAACACAGAGCUACGUUGUCUGCGUUGUUCCGUGUACCCUUGAAUGUAUUUGUCGUAGUCUCCCUGUUAACGGGCGUCUCAUCGGCACGAUAUGCAGUUCUUACUGCAUGCACCUUGAUGCUUGCAUUCUCGUCUAUUAUGACAGGAGCCGUCAUAGUCAAGCGCUCAGAUGAAGGUAAUCAACGUCCCGCGUAGAUCCAGUAUGUAUGGACAACAAAAGUACAGGAGUCAUAGAAUUUUUACAGAAAUUGGACUUGUAAGUAAUUAAUCGCAGCGCACUCGCCUUGGUUUAUCUGGUGCAGAAGACGAGGCAAAAUAGUGGUAGUCGUACUCAUUGGUCAGAACGAGCUUAACUGACUCGUCGUCAUUGCAUCAUGUGGGGGCGGAACGCCACGAUUUUCAAAGUCCGAUUAGAA